This is a messenger RNA of Exophiala aquamarina CBS 119918, 957 nucleotides long. Its product is annotated as murein transglycosylase. Gene Ontology annotation, cellular component: fungal-type cell wall; extracellular region; cell surface. Gene Ontology annotation, biological process: cell wall organization. The record is from RefSeq and is a predicted model, not a curated record. The transcript is spliced from 3 exons. Gene Ontology annotation, molecular function: 1,3-beta-glucanosyltransferase activity; glucan endo-1,3-beta-D-glucosidase activity. NCBI's taxonomy places the organism in Eukaryota, Fungi, Ascomycota, Eurotiomycetes, Chaetothyriales, Herpotrichiellaceae. The coding region runs from base 1 to 957 and encodes 318 amino acids.
AUGCGGUCUGUAGCGCUUCUGCUCCUCGGAUUCUCGAGCGCUGCAUCAACGGUCAGGGCACAACUACAAGGAUUCAACUAUGGAGCAACGUUCGAAGACGGGUCCUGCCGUCUAGCAUCAGACUUCGUUGGAACUUUCAAUAGCGCUCACAAUCUAGCUGGCACAGAUGGCAGCUUUACAUCUGCACGGCUCUACACGACCAUCCAGUGUGGCACGACGAAUGAGCCAAUAUCGGCAAUUCAAGCUGCGAUCGACACCGACACCUCGUUGCUUUUGGGCCUCUGGGCUAGCGCAGGUGACACCAUUUUCGACAAUGAGAUCGCUGCACUGUCAAGUGCGGUGGCGCAGUAUGGCUCAGCAUUUACCGAUCGGAUUAUCGGUAUCAGUGUUGGGUCAGAGGAUCUCUAUCGCUCUAGCCCACAGGGCAUCGCAAACGAAGCAGGUGUUGGGGUGGACUCUGCAACCAUCGUCAGGUAUAUCAAUCGUGUCAAGGAUCUUGCCAGCCAAACACCACUUUUGCAGGGAAAGUCAAUAGGCCAUGUGGAUACGUGGACCGCUUGGGUAUUACCUGAGAACGCACCUGUUGCAAAUGCAGUGGACUGGCUGGGCUACAAUUCCUUCCCGUAUUUUGAGGAUACUCUUCCAAACUCGAUCGAGGACGCCGAGAGCGUGUUCUUCAAUGCUCUCGGAGCCACUGAGGGAGUUAGUGGUGGAAAGCCAGUCUGGGUCACCGAGACUGGGUGGCCUCACUCUGGACCAACCUCGAAUCUCGCUGUUGCAUCUGUCGAGAACGCUCAGACCUACUGGUCUUCGGUCGGAUGUGGUUUAUUCGGACAGAGAAAUAUAUGGUGGUACACGCUCUCUGAUGCGAAUACUGCACAGACUGAGAUCUCAUUUGGAGUUGCGGGAGCGGGAAACCCACCUUCAACAACUCCAAUCUAUGAUCUCUCAUGCUAG